This is a messenger RNA of Anopheles cruzii, 1334 nucleotides long. RefSeq names its product sodium- and chloride-dependent GABA transporter 1-like. The record is from RefSeq and is a predicted model, not a curated record. Lineage: Eukaryota; Metazoa; Arthropoda; Insecta; Diptera; Culicidae. Gene Ontology annotation, biological process: sodium ion transmembrane transport. The coding region runs from base 1 to 429 and encodes 142 amino acids. The transcript has 3 exons. Gene Ontology annotation, cellular component: membrane.
AUGUGCCCCACAGAAUGGCAGAACGUGGAGAGCGCAACACCGUCGUCGGUUGUCACGAUGCGCAGCUCGAGUCAGUCGUCCCGAACGCAGACCCUGGGUGUAGCGAACGGUGUCUCUAAACACGGGGGUGUCUGUGUGGUUGUGUUCCGUUUCUUCCCUUUCUUUACGCAGGGUGUGUUCUUCUUCAACAUCGUGCAGUGGACCCCGAUCAAGUACCUCGGCUACUCGUACCCGUUCUGGGCCCACGCGUUCGGCUGGUUCACGGCCCUCUCGUCGAUGCUGUGCAUCCCCGGCUACAUGAUCUGGUUGUGGAGAAAAACACCCGGAGAUCGUGCGAACAAAAUCCGUCUGAUCGUUCGGAUCGAAGACAGCGUGAGCCAGCUGCGGGAGAGAAUGCGAGCUGACGCCGAAAAGGGAAUGGAGUUAUAAAAGGCCAGCGCCCGCCUAGGGCAGCACCAUUUCACCCCUUCGCAACCCCUUCCACACUUCACUAGUAGCAGCACACACACACACACACAUACACAUGCCUCCUAGUAACCCUCGCCAGCCAGCCAGCCAGCCUACCAAUCUUCGCCGCCAUGAGUACCGCCCGGACCGGCCUAAAGAUGAUGCGAUGCAGCUUGAGAAUGGCCCUCAGUGUCAGGACAUAGGCAGGCAGGAGAGGCAGGUCGUCAAAGGCUACCACACUUUAACGCGCGAGGCGCGCCUGUCAAAUCCUUUUCCGAUCACUCCAGAACAGUCUCGACGCUUCCUCCCUUAUAUCAGAAGUCUACGAAUGAUUGUACUAACGAAUGAUAGUACCGACGCACUAUACACCCCCCGCCCCUCCACCCAGCACACAAAAACCCCUGCCGUACCCCGCACACCUAAGCUGUCUUUUUCUGAUGAUAAGAACGUGGACGAGGUGAAGAAGUAACUAUAUGUUCCGUAGCGUGUUAAGAUUAUCCAAUGCUCCGACGGCAUCCCGAUCGACGAGAGAGAAAGAAAGAGAGAAGGGAAGAGAGAGAGAGAGAGAGAGAGAGAGAGAGAGGGGGAAAGAAGCCUGCGGGGCGUUCGUGCCGCGUUCAACACCAACAACCGAGGCGCACCUCAGCGUGAGGGUUGGGCGGUUGCUGAUAACCAGGCAACCAGGGACCCGUCGGAUGGGGCCGCGCGCAGGCUUCCACCACCAGAGGCGUGUGGAAUCUUGUGGAAGGCAAUAAAUGUAACUCAAUCGACCCUCUAUUUAUUCACGGCACUUUUGCACUUCGGACGACGCUACGACACGCGCGCGUGCGUUGCCAAACCGCCCACCAGGGGACGGACACCGAGGCCCGAGCCCCGAGUGAACCUGU